Messenger RNA from Lolium rigidum, 1110 nucleotides. RefSeq lists its product as uncharacterized. Bases 29 to 937 code for a protein of 302 amino acids. NCBI's taxonomy places the organism in Eukaryota, Viridiplantae, Streptophyta, Magnoliopsida, Poales, Poaceae. Gene Ontology annotation, cellular component: chloroplast. The transcript is spliced from 5 exons. The record is from RefSeq and is a predicted model, not a curated record.
GCCACGCCGAGCGCGCCAUGGGCCACCAAUGGCCACCACCGCCGCCCUCUCCUGCUCCUGCUCCCCGUCUCCCUCACCUUCCUCCACGCUGCUCCGGCGAACAGUUUCUCCCUUCCACCGCACACCCGAUGCCCGCGCUCGCCGCCUCCGCCUCGCCCCCUUGCACGUCGUGGAUGACUCCAAGGAGGUGGAGACGGCGGUCGCCGGCGCCGGCAGCGAGAGGUCGGAGACGGACAAGCUGGUCGACGGGAUGGACUUCGGGGAGCUCUGCAACGACUUCGAGUGCAUAAGCAGCCCGUACGUGGAGUCCACGGCGAGGCAGAUCGCGCGGGACAUCCUCGAGAUCCGCGAGGACAACCGCGCCCUCGCCUGCUACGCCGUCGCCGUCAAAUAUAAGGAUCCCCUCCGGACAUUUGUUGGGCGUGAGAAGUACAAGCGGCCAUUGUGGAUCACAGAGGCUCUGGACAACCCUACGGUGACAGUCCAGGAAAUGUCAAUGCAAUCCACAAAUGCACUGACCAUCAAAUGGACGCUGAGAGGGAAACCCAAGAACCCCUUCUUCUCGGCGGUCGGAGGGGAGUUGAUCGUUCGUGUCAACUCGCAGUUCGUCCUGAACCAGAUCAGCGGCCAAGUGCUUGAACACGUCGAGUCAUGGGACCUCUCUGGCUCAUCCGCUCCUGCCCAGGUCUACUUCUGGUUCUCCAGGAGGGUUUACUCCACUGUCGAGGGCGGUAAGGAUACCAUCGAAGCUGCUAAGGGCUUGGCGUCUCGGCUGUCGCAGAACAAAGAUGAGAAUCUGGAGGUUUAUCCGGACCCAUCUGGAGAUCCCACGAAGUUCUUCACAAGGCCGGAUGAUUUGAACCAAGACGUGUACCAGAUUGGGCUCUUCCUGGCCGUCCUCUACUUCAUCGUGCAAUUCCUGAAACAAACUAUCUGAUUGUGUUGUACUAGCUGCAACUCAAAUCUAAAACCCUUCUCCAGUUCUCUUGAUGAGUUUUCCAGAACGAGCUUGUGUGUAUACAUACCCAUGUAUCUAUGUCUAACGAAAAUGAUAUCACACUACAGGUGAUUCAGUAACAUGUGACAGAAAGCCAUGAGUUCUGAGACUAA